Messenger RNA from Macaca mulatta (Rhesus monkey), 2795 nucleotides. RefSeq names its product transmembrane protein 50B (gene TMEM50B). The record is from RefSeq and is a predicted model, not a curated record. NCBI's taxonomy places the organism in Eukaryota, Metazoa, Chordata, Mammalia, Primates, Cercopithecidae.
CGCGCCGGCCUACAGCUCCCGGCUCCCGGGGCUGAGGUGGAGCCGGUGGACGCCGGCCGGGCUGUGGCGCAGCAGUGUCCUUUCUGCGCGCGCGCCUGAAGUCGGCGUGAGCGUUUGAGGAAGCUGGCUCACCAUGGCCUACCUGUAGUUAACAGGGUAGGUGAAAGCAGAACCUCUCUGUGGGGGAAGUGAGUGUCGUCUGCUGACGAAGGCUGCACGCCUUGCAGGAGAGCAGGAACUGCAUCAGCAUAUGCUCAGGAUCAAGCCAAGCCCCAGAUACAGCAUUUAAUGAAACAUUUAUGCUUAAGAAGUAAAAAUGGCAGGCUUCCUAGACAAUUUUCGUUGGCCAGAAUGUGAGUGUAUUGACUGGAGCGAGAGAAGAAAUGCUGUGGCAUCUGUUGUCGCAGGUAUAUUGUUUUUUACAGGCUGGUGGAUAAUGAUUGAUGCAGCUGUGGUGUAUCCUAAGCCAGAACAGUUGAACCAUGCCUUUCACACAUGUGGUGUAUUUUCCACAUUGGCUUUCUUCAUGAUAAAUGCUGUAUCCAAUGCUCAGGUGAGAGGUGAUAGCUAUGAAAGCGGCUGUUUAGGAAGAACAGGUGCUCGAGUUUGGCUUUUCAUUGGUUUCAUGUUGAUGUUUGGGUCACUUAUUGCUUCCAUGUGGAUUCUUUUUGGUGCAUAUGUUACCCAAAAUACUGAUGUUUAUCCGGGUCUAGCUGUGUUUUUUCAAAAUGCACUUAUAUUUUUUAGCACUCUGAUCUACAAAUUUGGAAGAACUGAAGAGCUAUGGACCUGAGAUCACUUCUUAAGUCACAUUUUCCUUUUGUUAUAUUCUGUUUGUAGAUAAGUUUUUUAUCUCUCAGUACACAUUGCCAAAUGGAGUAGAUUGUACACUAAAUGUUUUGUUUCUUUACAUUUUUAUGUUCCGAGUUUUGAAAUAGUUUUAUGAAACGUCUUUAUUUUUCAUUGCGUAGACUGUUAAUACUAAUAUGUAUAUAAUACAAGACUAUAUGAAUUGGAUAAUGAGUAUCAGUUUUUUAUUCCUGAGAUUUAGAACUUGAUCUGUUCCCUGAGCCAGGGUUAUAUCAUCAUGUCAUUUUAGAAGUAACCACUCUCUCUGGCUGGGCACGGUGGCUCAUGCCUGUAAUCCCAGAACAUUGGGAGGCCGAGGCAGGCGGAUUGCUUGAGGUCAGGAGUUUGAGACCAGCCUGGCCAACGUGGCGAAACUCCAUCUACUAAAAAUACAAAAAUUAGCCAGGUGUGGUGGUGUGUGCCUGUAAUCCCAGCUACCCAGGAGGCUGAGGCAGGAGAAUCGCUUGAACCCAGGGGACGGAGGUUGCAGUGAGCUGAGUUUGUGCCACUGCACUCUAGCCUGGGGCACAAAGUGAAACUCCGUCUCAAAAAAAAAAAAACAAAAAACCACUCUCUCUCAGUAUCUCUGAUUUCUGAAGAUGUACUAAAAAUACAGCUUUGGCCGGGCGCGGUGGCUCACGCCUGUAAUCCCAGCACUUUGGGAGGCCGAGGCAGGCGGAUCACCAGGUCAGGAGAUCAAGACCAUCCUGACUAACACAGUGAAACCCCGUCUCUACUAAAAAUACAAAAAAUUAGCUGGGCAUAGUGGCGAGCACCUGUAGUCCCAGCUACUCGGGAGGCUGAGGCAGUAGAAUGGCAUGAACCCAGGAGGCGGAGUUUGCAGUGAGCUGAGAUCGCACCACUGCACUCCAGCCUGGGCCACAGAGCGAGACUCUGUCUCAAAUAAAAAUAAAAAUAAAAAUAAAAUAUAUAUAUAUAUAGCUUCAUAUAUCUGGAAUGAGCACUGAGCCAUAAAAGGUUUUCAGCAAGUUGUAAUUUAUUUUGGCCUAAAAAUGAGUUUUUUUUGUAAAGGAAAAAUGUUUGUUCUUAUGUAUUGAAGAAGUGUACUUUUAUAUAAUGAUUUUUUAAAUGCCCAAAGGACUAGUUUGAAAGCUUCUUUUAAAAAGAACUCCUCUAAUAUGACUUUAUGUGAGGAGGGAUAAUACCUGGUCAAAUCAACUCAGUUUUUUAUGGUUACUGUAAAAAGACUGUGUAAGGCAGCUCAGCACCAUGCUUCUCGUAAAAGCAGCUUAAAUUAUCCACUGGGAUUAUCUUUUGGCAGCCUGCCGUUUUCUUAUGUUACACAAUUCAAUAGCAAGUAAGUUUGAGACAAUCGCAGUUUAAAAGCAUGAACCAUUUAACAAAAAGUGGAAUAAUUAAAGAUAAAGCACUUCUUCCCAAAGGGAAUUAUCACCUAGUGAAAAAUUAGGCGUUUCAUCCACUGCAAGUCUCUCUUCACUCUAGCUCUCAAGCUUUGGGUGAAUGUUCCUGCAAAAUAUAUCUUCAACUUGAAAGUUCAUAUAAAAAAACUCCUUUUACUGAGUUUGCAGUACUGUAUUUGCACUGUUUGUAUUCCUCUGGGCCCUUAUUGCUACUUUUGAUUUCCUUUGUUACACAGAUUUUGUGUUGCACUUUUUCUCCAGAGGGGUGUUGUAGAGCCUUGGUUGUAUGAAUAAUAGCAGUGGUAGUGUCCACAGCUCAAAUCCAAGCCCGUUUGGCAUCACUCCUCUCCUCUCUCUGAGAGGCUUUCUUGUGCACAGAGUAUGAAGCAGUUGUGGAGCACUGUGCCUUUGUCAAGAUACCAUCUUGUUUGAUGACGUCUUUCUUUGCUGUUUUUUCUUCAAAAUGUUAGUAAGCUCUGUCAUGCUUCUAGCAAAUUGUAAGACGAAUUACUUAUUUCCACCUCAUAACCUGUUGCAAUAAAUAUUACUUCUCAUACAGUUUAA